CUUCCAAGAUCCCUGCAGGAUGCCAUCGUGGUGGCGAGAACGCUGGGGGCACCUUACAUCUGGAUCGACGCACUCUGCAUCGUGCAAGACGACCUCGCCGACUGGGCCGACCAGGCAGCCCAAAUGUGGCAAAUCUUCGAGAACUCCGACCUGACCAUCGCUGCCGUUUCCGCACGGAAUGUUUUUGAGGGGUUUCUGGAAAGGCCUUGGCAUCAGUCUGUGAAGGUUGCCUGCGAGAGACGUGCUGCCGAUGGAGAGGGUGAGGAGGAAGACGGCCAGGUCUCGCGCGGCGAGCUCGCCCUCCAGUUCCCACACAACUCGUCCAACUCGGACUCACUUGUCAAUUCUCGGUGGAAUGAGAGAGCUUGGAUAUUCCAAGAGCAGAUUCUCUGUAGCCGCAUUCUGUACUUUCUCGACGAGCUCCUGGCCAUGGACUGCCUCAGCUCACAGCUGAGAACCGAGGUCCCACUAGACCACAAACCGCGCACGCAGAGGAACCCGUGGACCCCCAAGAUCCUACCAAAGACGGGAACCAGCCAUGUCCGCACGAGGGGAGACGACUAUCUCGACUGGUACGCCCUCAUGACCUUUUACUCGGGAAAGCAACUGUCUUUUCCCGAGGACAAGCUGCCCGCCGUGUCCGGUCUCGCACACAAGAUGUUACAGACACAUAAUGAUACAUAUCUGGCUGGCCUGUGGAAAGGGGACCUUUGCCGGGGCCUAAUGUGGUGGCCAAUGAACAAUAUCAGAGCUGCUGAGUAUAGCACAUAUGUGGCGCCGAGCUGGUCUUGGGCGGCACAUAAUGGUGGGGUGACUUGGGCGUCCCAAGGCCCUACUGGCUUUCGACAGGAAAUGGAGCUUCUGGACGUGGUAGUGAGUCCGGCCGGAGCGGAUCCCCACGGCCGACUCCAGAGCGGCUACCUCGAUGUUGUGGCCAAGACACUGCCC
Lasiosphaeria miniovina is the source of this 948-nucleotide messenger RNA. Its product is annotated as heterokaryon incompatibility protein-domain-containing protein. NCBI's taxonomy places the organism in Eukaryota, Fungi, Ascomycota, Sordariomycetes, Sordariales, Lasiosphaeriaceae. The record is from RefSeq and is a predicted model, not a curated record. The transcript has a single exon. The annotation marks the transcript as partial.